UUUAGCCCAGCAUGUGUAAGUAACUGGAUCCUGCUGUGAUUUCACCCUACUUGGUUUUUCUACUGAGCUGGCUAGCCUUGAAUUCACACCAUCGUCUCUGCCAUAGACAUGCAGUGUUUCUAAAUCAGCAGUGCUGUCUUUCUGCAGCUUUUUCACAGUGACUUCUAUGGCAACUAAACGGCCUGUGCUUUGGACAGCUACAUUGCAGCCGUGUAUGAGCACUCAGUUAUAUUGUCAGAGGACACCAAAAUACCUGUUUCUCCUGAAGAUGCUUUGAUGCUGAUGAACAAAAAUAUGGAUGUUUUGGAAGGGGCCAUCAAAGCAGCAGCCCUGCAGGGUGCACGUAUUAUUGUAACUCCUGAAGAUGGUAUUUAUGGCUGGGUUUUCACAAGAGAAACCAUUUACCCCUAUCUUGAGGACAUCCCAGAUCCACAGGUGAACUGGAUUCCAUGUACUGACCCUGACAGAUUUGCUCCUGCACCAGUGCAGGAAAGACUCAGCUGCAUGGCAAGGAGCAAUGCGAUCUAUGUGGUUGCCAAUAUUGGGGACAAGAAGCCAUGUAAUUCCAGUGAUCCCAAGUGCCCCAGCGAUGGUCACUAUCAGUAUAAUACUGAUGUUGUCUUUGAUUCAGAAGGGAAAUUGGUGGCACGCUACCAUAAGUACAACCUCUUUGUGACAGAAACUCAGUUUGAUUACCCUAAGGAGCCAGAGUUUGUCACUUUCAAUACAUCCUUUGGAAAGUUUGGCAUUUUCACUUGUGCUGACAUACUUUUCCAUGAUCCUGCUGUGGUCCUGGUGAGCAAGUUACAAGUGGAUACUGUGCUGUUCCCAACAGCUUGGGUGAAUACUCUACCACUUUUGUCUGCUAGUCAGUUCCACUCUGCAUGGGCUAUGGGAAUGGGCAUCAAUUUUCUUUCAGCAAAUACACGCAACUCCAGUUUAGAUAUGACAGGGAGUGGCAUCUAUGCACCAAAUGGACCCAGGGCAUUUAAUUACAAUACAGAAACAGAGAAUGGUCACCUCCUGGUUGCAGAGCUGAGUUCACACCCUCGUCUUUCUCCCACUUACCCUAUUGCUGUCAACUGGAGCUCAUAUGCCACAAGCAUCAAACGAUUCUCACCAGAUGACCGUAAUUUUAGCGGAGUCAUUUACUUUGAUAAGUUCACCUUCACUGAACUCACUAAGCCUGAAGGAAAUCGUACAGUUUGCCAGAAAGACCUUUGCUGUCAUUUGAGCUACAGGAUGGUGGAGAAGCAAGAAGAUGAAAUAUAUGUGCUAGGUGCUUUUGAUGGCCUUCAUGUUGUUGAAGGAGAAUACUAUUUGCAGAUAUGCACACUACUGAAGUGUAAAAGCACAGACUUGAAAACCUGUGGGGAGCCAGUGGCCACUGCUCACACCAGCUUUGACACAUUCUCUCUCAGUGGCACAUUUGGCACUAGCUACAUCUUUCCAGAAGUCUUGCUCACUGGGGUUCAGCUGGCGCCUGGUGAAUUUCAGGUAUUAAGUGAUGGACGUCUGAUAAACCAGAAUGGCACUUCUAAAGCAGUCCUGUCAGUGACACUCUUUGGAAGGUGGUAUGAAAAGGACCCCCAACACCCACAACAGGCUUUCCCAUGAUGUGGCUAUUGAUGCUUUUCUCAGAAUAGGAACGUCCUGUGAUGUUAAUCUGUGUUAACUACAGUCAUUAUCUAGUAUCUUAUUUUUCAUAUUCUGCAAUCUAAAUAUAGUCUGUCUAGUUAGUGCACGUUACAUUAUUGACAUGAUUCCAUUACAAAACCAAUUAAUUGGACAGCAGCUCUGCAUCUUUAUUAACUGUUAGCCUCUGCUUGCUACCGGCUUGAUUUUGCUGCCGUUCAAACUCAUAGAAAAACUUCCACUAACUUUAAUAUGGCGGGAUCCAGCUCUUUAUCAGCAGAUAUUGGCCUGAGCAACAAAACUCACUUUAGAACCUGGAAUUUUAUCCCCUUAAAACUUCUACUUUAGGAGUUGGGGUAAAGGUCACCUCUGGGAUUUUGUUCAGGCCCACAUCUAAACAAAACUGUUGAUAAAUCAGAGAUUCAUGUAAACUAUUCAUUAGAUCCAUUCUUCUGAGUUGUCAAUCCAAUACCUUCCAUGAGUACUGUAACACUGCUCUACAGCCAAAAUGCUUCUGAAAUAAAUGUAGUCAAACUUUACUAAUUCUGGGUCACUGAGAAUGAAAAUGAUGCUUAAAAUCGUUGAUUGGCUCUAGUUUUCAAGAUAUGCUAUUGGGUCAGUAUAUACGACCCUUGACUUGGGAAUGGCGGAGGAUAAGUGAGUUAUAAAGGGAAGGGAUCUCAAUUUAAACCAGAAAUGACUAAAAUACAUCUUUGACUGGAUCUAUGAAUAAAUCUAUGACUGGGUUUGGACAGUACUUGCUUUUUAGGCAAAACAAUGAAUGAUGCAAUCUGAAGCUGGUAUUGCAUCAUACAUGAUAUGAAUUGCAUCAUGUUAUUCCUAGAAGUCAUGGAUGAUGCAAUCAUAACGAAGCUUACAUCACUCUGCUGAACAAAUUGCCCUAUAUCAACUCUAGAAAUCAUACAGUGUCGUGCUCUCUUAUUUGCCAGUGUUUGAUUUUGCAAGGGGACACAUUUCUGUUUAGCCAAAGUGAGCAGAGAUGCCUCGUACUUGUGUGAACAGUGCAGAUAACUUCUGCUAUGUUUGUGGUGAAGUGACUUUUGCAUCACAAAAGCGCAGUAUAACCACUAUGGUUAAGAAAGCCUAUCACCUUUAUUUUGGCUGCAAAAUUGGAGCUCAGGACAAGAGGUGGGCCCCACACAUAUGCUGCAACACUUGUGCAACAAAUCUUCGCUAGUGGUUGAACAGGAAAAGGAAAUCUAUGCCUUUUGCAGUGCCAAUGAUUUGGAGAGAGCCAACAGAUCAUAACAGCAAUUCUUACUUCUGCAUGGUGCCUCCAGUUGGGAAAGGUGUGUCAAAGAAGAAAGAGUGGACUGUGCAUUAUCCAAACAUUCCAUCAGCUAUACUCCCAGUACCCCACGGAGAAGGACUGCCAGUUCCUGAUGCACCAGAAUCAUUCUCACUUGAGUCAGACGAGGAAGAGGAUGAAACUUCUGGUCCUGAACCAUCAAUGUCACAGGACCCACAUUUUCUCCCAUCCUCCUCCUCUGAACCACACCUCCUAACACAAGGUGAACUGAAUGACCUUGUCAGGGAUUUGGAACUACCCAAGAGUAAGGCAGAGCUGUUGGGCUCCAGACUACAGCAGUGGAAUCACCUGGCAGGUGAUGUUAGGGUUUCCAUGUUCUGUGACCGUCAAAAGGAUCUUGUCCCAUUCUUCUUCAUGGAAGGUGAUCUUGUAGCCUGCAACAACAUCGAUGGUGUGAUGGCAGCCCUCAACAUCGUUCACAAUCCAGAUGAGUGGAGACUGUUCAUUGAUUCAUCGAAGACGAGUCUUAAAGCUGUUUUACUGCAUAAUGGCAAUGUUUUGCCAUCAAUUCCAGUUGGUCAUGCAGUCCAUAUGAAGGAAACCUAUGACAACAUGAAACAACGUUUGAGGUGCAUAAACUAUGACCAACAUCAGUGGCAGCUUUGUGGCGAUUUGAAGGUUGUUGCUCUCUUGCUUGGUCUGCAGACUGGAUACACAAAGUACUACUGUUUUCUCUGCGAAUGGGAUAGUCGUGCAAGAGAUUCCCACUACAUCAAGAAAGAUUGGCCACUCCGACAGUCAUUGGAGCCUGGGAGGAAAAGUGUUCAGCAUCCACCACUUGUUGAAUCAAGGAAGAUUUUGUUACCACACUUCUGAUGAAGAACUUUGUCAAGGCCAUUGACAAAACACAAGCAGCUUUCAAGUACCUCCGUGGAAAAUUUCCAAGGUUAAGUGAAGCUAAGAUAAAGGAAGGUGUCUUUGUUGGUCCUCAGAUUCGUGAACUUCUUCGAGAUGAUGCAUUUGACCAUGCACUGCGUGGCAAGGAAAAGAUGGCAUGGAAAGCCUUCCAGUUAGUGGAAAUAAAUUUUCUCGGAAACAACAAGGCAGACAACUACAGGUUGUUGGUGGAAAACCUCCUCAAGGCAUACAAAAGCCUUGGUUGCAACAUGUCACUAAAGAUACAUUUUUUGCACUCUCAUCUAGAUUUUUUUCCACUGAACUGCGGAGCAGUGAGCGACAAGCACGGCGAGUGAUUUCACCGGACAUAGCAUUUCUCCAUUGUUGCAAUCAGGGCAAAUGAAACCCAUUAAUGCUUGCAGACUAUUUCUGGACAGUGACAAGAGAUGCUCCAUUUAAUGAAUACAAGAGACAAGCCAAGAAGCGUCGUGUAGACACUGAAUAGGACUAAACUAUGUACAUAAUAGUUUUUUGCCUUUUGUUUCAUAAUAAAUUUUAUUUAUAUAACCCUUUUGCUGAUUUUUAAAGUGUUACAUAAACAGGACAGGUGAAAUAUUAUCAUGUAAAGCAACCAUAAACACAUGAAAAGACCUAGGUUUACAAUUUAUGAUUAAAACUCUACUAUCUACACAAUAUACAUAGACAUAAAAUGUAAAAACUUAAAUAUCUUAGAAACAGUAGCCAAUCAGUUGUUUAAUUGUCAUAUUUGAAUUCAGCACAUCAAAAUACAUAAUAAAUAACACAUUUUAUUUCUGAAGCAGAUGACUUCUCAAAAAUUGUAGACCAGUGUAAUUAUUUUGAAAAAGAGAAAAAAUUGAAAUCCUUCAAUUAGAUAAUGUCGUUACAUUUUCAAAUAAACAUUCCUUUUAAUAGACUAUCCCAUCACACCAAAUUAUAGUUUCAAAUGAUUCUGUUUUCCAUAUACAAUGCAUUUUCCCUGAGCAUUGUACAUUGAGCAUAUUUUAAGUAUGUGGUAAAUAUGCUUAUUUUUAAAAUGGCAAUACUGUAGUUGUGCUAUAGUUUUCAAACAGCGAUCUGUACCCAUGCAAAAAGUCCUGAAAAUGCCAGGAAAUGUGCAAUAAUGUACAUGCAAGUCUAUGUACCCUCAGUAUUUCUAAUGCACCCAUCACUAUCAAAAUAGCAAUAUAAAAAGGAUUUGGGUGUGUUCUGCUGAAUGUUCUGUGUUUUUUAGGGUCCUACAUAUACUUAACUUGUUUUAGUUGUUCUGUUGUAGUCGGUAUACUCAUGUGUGUAACUUCAUAUGUGUAAGUGUUCACAUGAGUGGGGCCUAUACUUUACUGCAAGUAGGACAUGUGAACUUCCUCUUUCUGGAGUGAUUUAAACGGGGUGUUUGGUUUUUGAUUCGGUUACUUUUCAAAGUGAUUUAAGAUAUCAGUAUCCAUUUUUUUUAUUAUAAUUAACUGCAAUUGUUUAAGAUUAAAAAACCCUGCAUUCAAAUUGUA
Messenger RNA from Malaclemys terrapin pileata, 5325 nucleotides. Its product is annotated as pantetheinase-like. Gene Ontology annotation, molecular function: hydrolase activity, acting on carbon-nitrogen (but not peptide) bonds, in linear amides. The transcript has 8 exons. The coding region runs from base 277 to 1617 and encodes 446 amino acids. NCBI's taxonomy places the organism in Eukaryota, Metazoa, Chordata, Testudines, Emydidae. The record is from RefSeq and is a predicted model, not a curated record.